Molecule: messenger RNA, 3428 nt
Organism: Cydia strobilella
Lineage: Eukaryota; Metazoa; Arthropoda; Insecta; Lepidoptera; Tortricidae
Exons: 16
Coding region: 524-3412 (962 amino acids)
Source: RefSeq, a predicted model, not a curated record
CUAUAGUUUCUAUUGGUUUUUCUGGUCGUCCAUUUUUUCUAUUUUUAUUCCUAUAGUAGUUUAGAUUCUUCAACCGAUCAAGCAUCUACACGGACUGGAUCAAGUUCUGAUACUGAAAUUCUGCUCCCACAACCUUGAUGCUGGCAAAAUUGUCCCAAUGGACAGAUGCCAUAAGAACCAAAAACUGAACUGAACUGAACUGUCAUUCUCUUUUUCUGAAAUUUAAUAUUUUCAUGUUUUCACAUUGUUCUCAUUUCAUUCAUUCCAUUAUUUCUAUUGUCAUUUCAUCUCAAUAUUCUCAUCUCAUGGGGAGGAAGGAGGAAAUCUACUUGCAUCGAGGAAACUUUUAUUAUAGGUACCACAGAAACUAUUGUGUAGAAGUAAAGAAGGAAAAUCUCUUAUGGUAGUAGAACUAGAACAGUUUGUAAGUGUCCAGCUGUAAAUAAAAUAGUUCGAAAUCUCUCCGGUGGCGCUAGGCUAGCACAAAGCCGCCGCUAUUAGGAUAUAAUUUGUUAAAAUAAACAUGGGAAAAGUUUGCGUUGUACACAGUUGCCAAAGUGGGCGUAAGGUGGAAAAUGUUACGAAGUCCGUGUCAUUUUUCCGACCAACGACUCCGGCACGGUUAGAAAAUUGGAAAAAGUCAUUAGGAAUUGCAUUAAAAGCAAGUGAUUAUAUUUGUCAUCUUCAUUUUAAAGAAGAAAAUAUAUAUAUGUACGACAAGUUGAAUAUUAAAGGAGAGCUCAAAUAUAUUCCUACGCAAAGAAAAAUGCUUAAGGAAGAAGCUUUGCCCACAAUUGAGCAUCAGUUUAUUCCCAUUCCCGAACAUGAAAUCCGAGGUAAUAUUAUUCAUGUAAAAGAAUCUUCCCAAACAUACCCAAAUCAACGUAAGGAGAAGCAAAAACAAGGAGAGCAGCAGGAAUUAUCAGAGGACCAUAAAUCUAAUAAUUUAAUAGAUUAUGAAAUGAUACAUGUCUUUGCGGAACCAUUGUUGAGUCAAUAUCAGGAUACUGAUGUAACAAUAAACCCAAUAGAGAUUUUUAAAAGUAAGUUUCAGGCAUUUUCAUUGUUGCCGCCUUUUUGGAUACAUGCAGAAAAUCCAAAUGGGCUGGAAUUUAUGCGAAUGGAUCCAACGACUAAGCAGAUGAAACAUCACAUACGUUUAAACGAUGAUCUGUCAAUCACUGUAAUUUUUCCUAAUAAAGAAGAAUUGCAACUAAAGGAGAAAAUUAAUUCAUAUGACGACACCUACAAUUACUUAAAAUCUGUUGAAAGAUGGCCUUUUUGCGUUGGCACUCAGAUUGAAGGCAAUAAAUUUUGUAAAGGUGUGAUUGUUGGUGAUGAUACUUACGAAAGAAAUCAACGGUACCCAAGAUGUAAAUCUUGUCGAAUAUUAAGAAAUCGUUUACAGAACCGUAAUUCCACUUUAACUCUUUUACAAAGAAUGUCAGAAGCGAAACGCGCAAAUCUAGUACAAAAACGCAAGUGUCUGAAGAGGAUGAUGGUAUCACCGCCACAAAACCGGAAAAACGAUUUAAGAUUGUUAAGAAAAAAUAUUGAAAAAUAUCAAAAGUUGUUGAAAAUGAGUGAGCCUGGAAGGAAAAAGCGGCGUUGCAUUUUUGGCUGUGCGGAUUUAGGUGCUCCCAUGCACAAUUUUCCUCAUCCAAGAAGAAAACCUGAAUUAUAUUCAACUUGGUUAUCAAUUGUUGGCGACAGGGUAAAAGAGACAGACCCACUGAAGAUUUAUAAGAAUAAGCAUAUUUGUGACCAUCACUUUACACCAGACCAAAAAGCGGCCUGCCAUCGAAUAAUAUAUGAGGCCGUACCGUCUGUGAAUUUCGAAGCUGUAUCUCCAUCUUCUUGCAUUCUGGAAAUAGAGCACAAUUACUGUAUACCAACUUUUUUUCAACAAAAUCGGUCAAAUCACAAAGAGCUUGACCAGAAGUCCGAAAACAUUUUCUCGUGGCAGACAGAAGAGUUGAUAAAAGCAGAUUCAGAUGCUUCUGAUGACCCGACGACGCCGUUGCCAGGGAAACCAAAGUUACCUGACGACGUCGUGACGCUGUCCUUGUUCUGUGACGACGACGCGCCCAUACAAUCCGAGUCCAGUGCACCAGUUGUUCCUGAAGAUGUCGAACUCCGGUGUAAGGAUUGUGCAGCAAGCAUUGAAGGGUACUCGUUCUGGUGCGUGCAGUGCACGUGCGGCGCGCUGUGCGGCGCGUGCGCAGCGAGCGCGACGCACGACCGGCACUAUGUGUUACGCGCGCCCAGGGGCGCCACGCAGAACCAAACGCAGGCAGUGCUGGCAGUUAUACGACAGCAAUUGCUGAAGGAAAACAUGCUAACACUCUACGAGACUUAUGAAGAUGGUGUGAAAGUAAAAGAGGAGCCGGCGGAGCCCGCAACAGCGUCCGCGCCCGCCGCGGCGCCCGACCCGCUCUCUGUGAGGCCCCACACCGACCCGCUGGACUUGGGGCUCCACCCCGACCUUGUCAGCAUGGGGCCCACCCCCGACCCGCUCAACUCGGGGCUUCACCCCGACCCGCUCAACGUGGGGCCCCACCCCGACCCGCUCACCGUGGGGUCCGUGGAGCCCUACUCCGCCCCGCGAAUCAUAAAACUUUACGAGGUCACAGUAAACGAGUGUUUCGGCGAGGGAACAGUCGACCAUCCUUACAAGCGUCCCCGACUCAUGGACUACCGAACGGCCUACAAACCAAAUUCCACAGUCAAUACAAAAGAUGGCGAUGUCCCACAGCAACUCCUCUUAAAUUUCACACCUAAUAUACGAAGAGGAUCGCAAACAGUCCAGACACUCACACCCAGCGAUCUCAGAUCACAAGAUACCAUACAGACCACUACAUGCAACAUCAAAGGGUCGCAAGAUGCUCUGGCAUCUAAUAGCAAUCUCAGAAGAACACAACAACCCCUACAGGUCCCAUCUAUUGUUUUAAGAGGAUCGCAAACGGUUCAUGCACUCGCUACUGGCGAUCUUAGAUCACAAUACAUACUGCCUACUUCUAGCAAACCCCACGAUAUAUUACAGAUUCCUAACCAUCUCAAAAGAUCUCAGUCUCCUAAAUGUGAUUUCCAGCGGUCCCAUUCCAGCGUGUGUGAAGAUUCAAUCAGAGAUGAUAUAGAAAGUGAAGUAGACGACAGUGCUUUAGAUGAAGAUUAUAGAGUAGAAGAGGGCCGGAUAGAUAAAGAGUCAAUAGACAUGACAGAUGAAGGAGAUAUUGCUGUAGGCGUUGGCAGGAGGACGAGAAAAGCGACUACUAUCAAAGGUCCAAGUGAAGUGAUGCUUCGAACGCUAACCUCAGAAGAGUCAGAAGCCACGGUGAAGCUGCAGCCCCUUACCUCAUCAGAUAUGAGGAAGUGGAUCCAACAGGAAGACAAGGAAAAAAUACUGAAAUAAAAAUUAGGAAUUUUAA